AACUGGCUCUUCUUCUUCUUCUUCUUCCUCCUCUGGCUGCUGAGCCGGUUGAGAAUAGUCUCGGCAUGGCACUUGAAUCUGAAUUCCGCAGAGUCCACUAUUGUUCGCGUAGAUGUUCGGAUCGUUCAACGUGUCGAGCUGAGGACUCUCGGGAAUUCUACCCGAAAGCCUGUUGUUGCUCAAGUCCAAGUGUUCAGCUCCUGAAGCUUGGAGAAUGACUCUGGUAUUCCUCCUGAGAGAUUGUUGUGAGACAGAUCUAAGAUCUCUAAGCUCUCGAGAUCUCCAAAACUUGGUGGGAUCGAUCCCGAGACGUCGUUGUGUGACAGGUUAAGUAGCUUUAAGCUCUUCAGACCGCCUAAGGAAGGUGGGAUCUGUCCGGAUAAUCGGUUGCUGGAUAGGUCUAAGAAAGAGUAGAGCUCAAGUUUUCUGCUGGAGAGCCCUUGUUUCGAUUUCUUCCAGUUCACCACCAGAUCGUGGAUUUCUAUGAUGAAGCUGAACACUUCGGUUAGCGUUGAAGGGCUUGUGGGUGUGUCUGUCAUGCCUGCGAGUUUCCAAGAACUGGAGGGAUCGGUCCAUCAAGACUGUUCUCAGAAAGAUCCAAGAUCCUUA
Molecule: messenger RNA, 609 nt
Organism: Tarenaya hassleriana
Lineage: Eukaryota; Viridiplantae; Streptophyta; Magnoliopsida; Brassicales; Cleomaceae
Source: RefSeq, a predicted model, not a curated record